Messenger RNA from Apiotrichum porosum, 1830 nucleotides. RefSeq names its product NAPDH-dependent diflavin reductase (gene TAH18). Gene Ontology annotation, molecular function: FMN binding; oxidoreductase activity; flavin adenine dinucleotide binding. The transcript is spliced from 7 exons. Bases 1 to 1830 code for a protein of 609 amino acids. The record is from RefSeq and is a predicted model, not a curated record. Gene Ontology annotation, cellular component: cytosol. NCBI's taxonomy places the organism in Eukaryota, Fungi, Basidiomycota, Tremellomycetes, Trichosporonales, Trichosporonaceae.
AUGGCGACACCAGGCGCCCUCCGCGCGCCCUCGCCCACGCCUUCCGCGCACUCGAUAGUCUCCGCCGUCGAGCCGCAGCAUGUGCUCGUCUUGUACGCAUCCGAGACGGGCAACGCACAAGACAUUGCCGAGCGCAUCGCGCGCGCGUUCCGUGCCGCCCAUCGCCGCGCGGUGUGCGUGAGCAUGGACGAGUACGAUGUCGUGGACCUCCCUCAUGAGCCGCUCCUUAUCCUCGUGACCAGCACACAUGGACGCGGCGACCCACCUCCCGCUAUGCGCGGCCUGUGGGGCAAGCUCAUCCGCAAGGGACUUCCAGAGGACAUUCUCGACGACGUCCACUAUGCCCUCUUUGGUCUUGGCGAUAGCUCCUACGAGCGUUACUGCUUUGCGGGAAAGAUGCUCGUGCGCCGUAUGCACAGCCUAGGAGCGCACGCUCUGUGCGAACCUGGGUGGGGCGACGAGCGUGCUCCGGAUGGUGUGGAGCAGACCUUUGUUCCAUGGCUCAAGCAAGCACUCGACACUUUUGUUCCCUACCUCCCCGGCCCCUCGGCCCCAGCUCUGCCUUGGAAUGCUCUUCCUGAUCCCAUCUAUGCUCUGGACCCCGUCCCCGCCGACCCAGCCGAUGACCUUGCCAAGCUCUCGUUGAACGGUUCAUCAUCCAGCCAAGUCCCGGACGUGUAUGCUCCCAAGGGGUGGAAGAUGGCAACCCUUACGAAGAAUGAGCGCGUCACUGCUUCAGGAUGGUUCCAAGAUGUGCGGGAGCUGGACCUCGAGCUCGAUGGCCAUGAGAGCUACCCUCCCGGAUCUGUCUGUGCCAUUCACCCUCGCUGCUCGGCCGAAGAAGUGGACACGUUUUUGGAGAUGAAUGAUCUCCAGGCCGAAGCUGACAGGCCAAUUGUGAUAAGGUCAACCAUCCCAGACCAGCCUCUCCCACCUCACCUUCCCCGCGGCCCCACGACCCUCCGCAUCCUUCUGACAUACCACCUUGACCUGCGCUGCCCACCGCGCAAGUCGCUGUUCGAGUGGCUGGGACGCUUCUCAAACGACGAGCGCGAGGAGGAGAGACUGGAAGAGUUCAUUGCGGAUCCCGAUGAGAUCCACGACUAUGCCACGCGCCCGAAGCGCACCAUCGUGGAGACACUGGCGGACUUCCGCGCCACCAAGAUGCCUCUUGCUUACAUUCUUGAGGCGCUCCCCCCUCUGCGUAGGCGACAGUUCUCCAUCGCGAGCGACUCGGAUGCACACCCGGGCGAGAUCCAGCUCCUCGUGGCACUCGUCGAAUACAAGACCAACCUCUCUAUCCCGCGUCGAGGCCUGUGCUCGUCGUGGUUCAGCACCAUGCCUGAAGGUACACGGAUUCCAUACGAAAUCCUUCCCCCAACGCUGGAACUGCCCGACAAGGGGACACCGGUUAUCCUUGUUGGCCCCGGCACCGGCGUGGCGCCUAUGCGAGCUUUCCUGGAAGCCCGAGUCGCACAGGGCGCAGCACAGGGUGAGCUCGACAGUAUUGACCUCUACUUCAAGGAGGACUGGGAGAAGCAUCGGGCAGAGGGCGCACACGUCCGGAUCGCCCCAAGCCGCGAUAGGCCGGAGAAGGUUUACGUUCAGCACUUGCUGCGCGAGGAUGCAGCCAGGCUAAACGACUGGAUCGUACGUCGCAGGGGGCACAUUUAUGUCUGCGGGUCUUCCAACGCGAUGCCCCGAGAGGUUCGUGAAGCACUGGCAUGGGCAAUCAGCAUAGAGGGCUCUGGUACCAUGACUCCGGAGGAGAGUGCAUCGUACGUUGAGACGAUGUUUGACGACGGACGUGGCGGGGAGGAGAGUUGGUAG